Molecule: messenger RNA, 417 nt
Organism: Nematocida major
Lineage: Eukaryota; Fungi; Microsporidia
Product: large subunit ribosomal protein L32e
Exons: 1
Coding region: 1-417 (138 amino acids)
Biological process (GO): translation
Cellular component (GO): cytosolic large ribosomal subunit; ribosome
Molecular function (GO): structural constituent of ribosome
Source: RefSeq, a predicted model, not a curated record
AUGCAGGACUUAUUAACGACUACGCCGCUGGUGAAAUUUAUCGCAGUAAAGAAGACAAAAAGAGAGUUCAACCGCUUCCAAAGCGACCAGUUCAAGAGACUGAGCAAGUCCUGGAGAAGGCCAAGAGGUAUUGACAACAAAGUAAGAAGAAGAGUGAAGGGAACUAUGGUUAUGCCCACAGUUGGUUUCAAAGCAGACAAGCUUGUUAGACACCUUCUGCCAAACGGCUUCAAGAAAGUGAUCAUUUACAACAUAAAGGACCUUGACGCGCUGGUUUCGCUGAACAGAGUGUACUGCGGAGAAAUUGCCCACGCCAUUGGAGCCAAGAAGAGAAUAGACAUCAUAAAGAGAGCGGCUGAUUUGGGAGUAGUUUUAACAAACGGAUCGGCCAAGGUGACUGUUCAGAAGCUCGACUAG